Messenger RNA from Durotheca rogersii, 1032 nucleotides. RefSeq lists its product as uncharacterized. The record is from RefSeq and is a predicted model, not a curated record. The transcript is spliced from 3 exons. The coding region runs from base 331 to 834 and encodes 167 amino acids. NCBI's taxonomy places the organism in Eukaryota, Fungi, Ascomycota, Sordariomycetes, Xylariales, Xylariaceae.
AACUACUACGCCCUCCUUACCACCAUUGUGUACACCUCCCAUAAGCUAUGCUGGCGUCUCUACAUGAUUUAGCUACGAGGGUGAUGAUACCGAAGCGUUGCAUACAAGUAGGGUAUAAUCUGAUACGUAGGCGAUCCGUACCCGAGGUCCUGGGAUACCUAUAUAAGUCAGCUCAGUCGUCUUCUUUCAUCGACUCACUCUCCAGGGCCACAGUUCCAUUCGUUUAAGGACACAACAGCGUACGAUAUCCUGGAUCGCCGACCUUCCAGCUAGCUGACCUCGAUUCAAAACCUUAGAUCUAUAGCACACCGAAUACCUACCACAUCCAGAAUGAAGAUAUCGACAUCCCUGGUUUCCGCAGUUCUCGGUCUCUGCCUGACGGGUGCUCAGGCCCAUUUCCCCUGGCAGAACGGUCAGCCCUCUUUGCCUUCGGUCCCUUCGGGAUUCCCUACUUGGGAGCACCCUACCCCUCCCCACCCCACGGGCACCGGCGCCUGGGCACCCGGCCCGCACAAGCCGUUCCCGACCGGCUUUUCUCACUCUUGGCGGACCAACUUCCCGAUCCCGACGGGAUUCCCUCGUUUCCCUUUCCCGCCGGACUUCCCGCACAGCUUCGGCUCCCACGGCGCCCCCGGCGGUUCCCCCACCAUCACUGGCACCGGCAGCUUCGCUCGCCCGACCGGCUUCCCCUGGGCGCUGCCCCACAAGAGCUGUGCCGCCGACGCCGACUGUGCGGACCUGGAGUGCCCUGUUGUUGUACCCAACGAGGGGUCGCACUGCGUGCAGGCCCGCGUGGGCAAGUUCUGCGCCUGUUUUGCGCACGGCACGGAUUGAGCUCGUAGCAAGCCAUGACGGCGGGUUCGCGGGGCGGACGGCCCGAGGUCCUCGCAUGGAGGCGAAGCUGCGAGAGAGGAACAGGCUCCCGGACGCGUUCCUUUAUAUUGCCGAUAGGGAUGGCCUGGCUUGGCUGGUUUGUGUGUAAAUUCAUUAAUACCAUGUUGCUUUUAGACGUCGGAACCGCUCAGGUUAUGC